UCGCCAUGGAAUCUUUGACGACAGCCAUGUCGACACAGAAACUUCAUCAGCUUCACUUUGUUUUGAUACCUUUAAUGGCCCCAGGUCAUCUUCUUCCCAUGGUAGACUUGGCUAGACUUUUGGCUCGGCGAAAUGUGAAGGUCACCAUAAUGACCACACCAUUAAAUGCUGCUCGAGUUCGGGCAAAUAUUGAUAGGGAGAUCCAGUCUGGUUCAUCAAUCAGUGUUCAACAUUUUCGAUUCCCAAAUGCUGAGGCUGGUUUACCAGAGGGGUGUGAGAGCAUAGACACUUUACCUUCCAUGGAUCUUCUGCUCAACUUUGCGAAAGCUAUGUGUUUGUUGCAGGAACCAGUUGAAGAAGUCUUUGAAAAGCUUAUUAGUCCCUCCCCAACCUGCGUAAUACAUGACAAAUACCUUCCAUUUGUAGCUGAUAUUGCUAAAAAGCUCCAAGUUCCAAGAAUAACAUUCGAUGGAACUAGCUGUUUCACUCUGUUAUGUGACAACAGUCUGUAUAAUUCUGAAGUCUAUGAGAACUUGUCCGAAUCAGAACCAUUCGUUGUGCCUGGAUUGCCCCAUAGAAUAGUGUUUAAGAAAUCUCAACUUCCCGAGUGGUUUACACUUAACAGAGGCCAAGACGUCAGUGUUUUGCGUGAGAAAACAAGGAAAUGUGAAGAAGAAGCAUAUGGGGUGAUAGUGAAUAGCUUUGAAGAGUUCGAAGAAGAAUACGUGAAGGAGUAUAGAAGAGUCACAGGUAGAAAGGUUUGGUGUGUUGGUCCAGUCUCACUCUCAAACAAGGACGACUUGGAUAAGACUCAAAGAGGCAAACCGGACUCAAACGAAAAAGAAGAAGAAGAAGAAGGCCAAUACUUGAAGUGGCUUGAUUCAUGGCCUGCAAGAUCUGUCAUCUAUGUCUGCCUUGGAACCUUAAACUUUGUACCACCAGAGCAAUUGAUGGAGCUAGGUUUGGGACUGGAAGCUACAAAGAGGCCAUUCAUUUGGGUACUGAGAGACUCAUACAAAAGAGAAGAAAUGGACAAAUUACUGAAGGAAGAUGGAUUAGAAGAGAGAGUGAAAGGAAGAGGACUCAUAAUAAGAGGUUGGGUGCCUCAAGUUCUGAUACUGUCACACACAGCAAUAGGAUCAUUCUUAACACACUGUGGAUGGAACUCAACGCUUGAAGGGAUCAGUAAUGGACUGCCACUAAUAACAUUUCCUCUAUCUUCUGAUCAAUUUUAUAAUGAGAAGGUGAUUGUUCAGUUGUUGGAGAUAGGUGCGAGGGUGGGAGCUGAGAUUGCUGUACAUCUAGGGGAGGAAGACAAGUAUGGGGUUCAGGUGAAGAGGGAGAAAGUGAAGGAGGCAAUAGAGAAAGUAAUGGGUGAAGAAGAUGAGGAAAGUGAAAGGAUAAGAGAAAGAGCAAGGAAUUAUGCGGAGAAGGCAAACAGAACACUGCAGAAAGGCGGAUCUUCUUACCUUAACUUGUCACUGCUGAUUGAAGACAUAAUACAAUAUUAAUCGUGGUCAAUCAAA
This is a messenger RNA of Neltuma alba, 1526 nucleotides long. RefSeq names its product UDP-glycosyltransferase 73C3-like. Gene Ontology annotation, molecular function: UDP-glucosyltransferase activity. Lineage: Eukaryota; Viridiplantae; Streptophyta; Magnoliopsida; Fabales; Fabaceae. The transcript has 2 exons. The record is from RefSeq and is a predicted model, not a curated record. The coding region runs from base 6 to 1511 and encodes 501 amino acids.